AUGGCCGCUCGAUUUCUCGUGUUGCUCGCAGGAGCGUUGGCUCAUGAGCAUGGCCACCACGAUCACGAUCACAGCUGCAUGGAAAAGAAUACCUCCAUGGUGCCUUACCCAUGCAACACCACCACCUGCGACGGUUACAUCGCCUACGGCCAUGAAACCUGCACAUCCAGCAUGAAGUGUCCCGCAGUCGUGAUCAUUCAGGACUGGAAUGGAAUGAACGACUAUGAGAAGGAGCGUGCUCGCAUGCUGGCAGACAUGGGCUAUGUUGCCUUUGCUGCAGACAUCUAUGGCAGAGGCACUCCAGUUGAGGACAUGUCCGACUGGGCCGCAGCUGCCGGCAUGCACAGAGGCAACCCGGAUCUCUAUAUGUCCAAGAUCAACGCAGCACUGGACCAAGUCAAAUCGUACGAUUUUGUGGACACUUCCAAGAUUGCUGUGAUUGGCUACUGCUUUGGUGGCACGGGCGUGGUGAACAUGGCCAUUCUCGGGGCAGACGUCUUGGGUGUGGUUGGCUAUCACUCCGCUAUCAGUUCAAGUGCCCGUGUCAUGCGAGGCAACAGCACCACCCCAGUGACAGCAAAGGUGUUGCUGCACUCUGGCGUUGAUGAUGAUGCCGCCACCGACGUCGCCAUAUUGGAGGAGGAGUUGGAGGCGGCUGGCGCGACCUACGAGAUCGUGCGAUAUGGCGCGGACAUCUUCCACAGCUUCACCGAGUGGAGUGCCAACUCUCCUGGGCAGGCCAUGUACAGCCAUCGCGCUGACUACAGGUCCUGGGAAAGCACCAAGCUGUUUCUCCACGAGCUGUUCAUGGGGCUGCCGGCAGCAGCACGCGGGCCGGAGAGUGGCUCCCUUGACACGUCCAUGGCCAAUUACACCUGCAACACCACAACUUGUGAUGGCUAUGUGGCAUACAACAGCAGCCACUGCACAUCCAGCAUGAAGUGUCCGGCAGUCGUGAUCAUUCAGGACUGGAAUGGAAUGAACGACUAUGAGAAGGAGCGUGCUCGCAUGCUGGCAGACAUGGGCUAUGUUGCCUUUGCUGCAGACAUCUAUGGCAGAGGCACUCCAGUUGAGGACAUGUCCGACUGGGCCGCAGCUGCCGGCAUGCACAGAGGCAACCCGGAUCUCUAUAUGUCCAAGAUCAACGCAGCACUGGACCAAGUCAAAUCGUACGAUUUUGUGGACACUUCCAAGAUUGCUGUGAUUGGCUACUGCUUUGGUGGCACGGGCGUGGUGAACAUGGCCAUUCUCGGGGCAGACGUCUUGGGUGUGGUUGGCUAUCACUCCGCUAUCAGUUCAAGUGCCCGUGUCAUGCGAGGCAACAGCACCACCCCAGUGACAGCAAAGGUGUUGCUGCACUCUGGCGUUGAUGAUGAUGCCGCCACCGACGUCGCCAUGUUGGAAGAGGAGAUGGAGGCGGCUGGCGCGACCUACGAGAUCGUGCGAUAUGGCGCGGACAUCUUCCACAGCUUCACCGAGUGGAGUGCCAACUCUCCUGGGCAGGCCAUGUACAGCCAUCGCGCUGACUACAGGUCCUGGGAAAGCACCAAGCUGUUUCUCCACGAGCUGUUCAUGGGGCUGCCGGCAGCAGCACGCGGGCCGGAGUGCGAGCCUAUGACCACCACCAGAGAGACGCAGCAGGCCAGCUCCGCGGCCCGCGCGUGCUUGAGCCUCGGCCUGGCGCUGGCCCUGAAGGGCGGUUUGCUCUGA
Molecule: messenger RNA, 1710 nt
Organism: Effrenium voratum
Lineage: Eukaryota; Dinophyceae; Suessiales; Symbiodiniaceae
Source: the annotation of a GenBank genome assembly